GAGCUUGUCACGGGAUCACGUUCAAGCAGUCAUCUCGAAGUGGGUUAGCAUCGUUUUCGCCGCGGGAAUGACAACUCGAAUUGGAGGCGCGAUGGUGACGUCCACCAACUCUCCGCUCUCAUGUACCGCGCACGCCCGUCAAUACCGCGCAUAGCCUUCCGGACGCGAAGGCCAGGCGAAUGCUGGACUCAGGUGCGAUGCGCAGCCUCCAGUCGCGAUUCAAAAGGCCGCAAAGGCCAAACGCCACAUUGGACAGCGGAGAAGCUGGAGACGAGUGAAGAGUUUCCCUUGACGCAGGCACUCAGCAAGACGAUACACCCAGCUCUUGAGCCGACCAAGAAGCCCAGGAAGCAAGGCGCCCCCGUGCACUUGCACAGGAUUCCUGUUGGUAUCAAUGUGCGCACGCAGAUUGUAAGUCCACGCCUAUGCGGUACGUCGAGUCCUGGGGCAACAAUGCUAUUCGCGCUGGGCGGGUGCUGAUGCUGGAGACUGGCAGACGAUGUUCUUGCCUACAUAGGCCACACGCUCGAGAAGCACAAGGGCUGCGAUAUCCUCGACAUCAAUCCCGGCGCCGGCCUCUGGUCGCAAAAGCUGCACGCCUUUCUCCAGC
This is a messenger RNA of Dothidotthia symphoricarpi CBS 119687, 610 nucleotides long. RefSeq lists its product as uncharacterized. Lineage: Eukaryota; Fungi; Ascomycota; Dothideomycetes; Pleosporales; Dothidotthiaceae. The record is from RefSeq and is a predicted model, not a curated record. The coding region runs from base 121 to 480 and encodes 119 amino acids. The transcript has a single exon.